GGAGCGGAUACUUAUCUCUCUCUCUCUCUCUCUCUCUCUGCGCGCGCGUGUGUAUAUAUUAUAUAUAUUAUAAAUGUGCGUGUUUAGAUUAACGUCGUCAUGGACUUUAAAGCACUUUUAUACCGUGUAAGUGGAGCUGAGUGUAGCGUGUAGUUCGUCGCAGCGGUAAACCGGUGUGUGUAUAUAUAUAUAUAUAUAUAUAUAUAUAUAUAUAUAUAUAUAUAUAUAUAUAUAUACAGAGGAAUAGAAAAAAAACCAGCAGUGUUUCUAAUGAGCGACAGUGGCUAAUCGCGAACAGGAUGGAGGACGGGGAGCAGCAGCUCGCGCGGCGCGGAGACACCACCACCGCCGCCGCUGCUGUCGUAGGUCGCUAUCAGGAGCAGACGGAGGCGCGCGCGGAGCCGGCGGCGCGUGACGAACCGGGCGACGCGGGAGGAGCGCGCGACACGGCCACGGUGGAGCGCAGACAGCCACGCAGCUGCCACGACGCUGUCAGACAGAGAGGUACUGAGGUCAGCAACUUAACAAACCUCAGCACCCACGAUACAACACUGGAUAAAGUGCUGCUGCGUGAGGAGGUGCUGGCUCUGCAGGAGGAGGUGGCUGAGCUCAAGCGCAUGAAGGAGAUGCUGAACAAGGAGCUGGAGGAGUGUGGGGGCGGCUGUUCGGUCGAGCUGCUCUCUGCCGCUGAACUACGGGUGCAGCUCUCCCACCGAGAGCGAGACCUGGAUCGCGCCAGCGAAGCUCUGCAGGCGAUGAAGGCGGACCGGAAGCGGUUGAAGAUGGAGAAAGCCGAGCUGGUGAAUCAGAUGCAGCAGCUCUAUGCUACGCUGGAGAGCCGGGAAGAGCAGCUCCGAGACUUCAUCCGCAAUUACGAGCAGCACCGCAAAGAGAGCGAGGAUGCAGUAAAAGUGUUAGCGAAAGAGAAGGACAUGCUGGAGAGGGAAAAGUGGGAUCUGCGGCGUCAGACUAAAGAAGCUACUGAACUCGCAGUGGCCCUGCGAUCAGCACAGGAGCUGAAAGAGAACAGAAUCAAAGAGCUUGAAGCAGAACUUGCUAUGAUGAGUAACUAUGUGGCCCAGAAACUCGAGUGUCAGCUGUUUGUUCGAGCUCCCGAAAAGCCAGUCUCCCCCAGAAACAUGUCGGCUAAGCAGUCUUUGGCAACGCUCACUAAGGACGUUCCUAAGCGCCACUCUCUGGCCAUGCCCACAGAGGCUGUCGUCAAUGGCAACCAGGAGUGGGUGAUGCAUGCGGAGAUGCCUCUUACUGCAGCCAUCCGUCAGAGUCAACACAGCAUUUACCACACACUCGACAGACAUGUGUUAAAGGCUGUGCCCCAGUGUAUGUGCGAUGUUGACGGAGUGUGUGUGGCGCACGCCUCGGGCAGUCUCCGCCUCAGCCCCUGUCACUCGCGGCAACAGUCAAUGAUGUCAGACGCCUCUGCGCUGGAGGGAGAGCGAUCAUCCACGCCGUCUGAGCUCAACUCACCACGACACAGAACACACUCGCUCUGCAACUCUUUAGAAGAUCUGGAGGACCAGAAGAGGAGAAAGAAGAAGGAGAAGAUGGGCUUGAGCUCUCUGUCACGCGUCUUCGCCCGAGGAAAACAGAGGAAAUCUCUGGAUCCUGGCCUUUUCGACGGUACCAACACACCCGAGUACUACAUAGAGGAGGACGCUGACUGGUGAUCCAGCCACACUGACCUCUGUGUGUCCGUGUGUGUUUGUGCAAGUGAAAGAGUAUCAUUAUGAGCCUCUGCGGUGUGUGUGUGUGUGUGUGUGUGUGUGUGUGUGUGUGUGUGUGUGUGUGUGUGUGUGUGUGUUCUUGCUCCUUGCAUUGCUGCUGACUACAAAAGCACAAGUUUAGAAGCACAAACUCAGAACAGUCCUGCAGCGUGCCGACUCUACAUCUUCUAACCUUUUCAUCCCUCAUCUACACUGAAGCUUGCUGUACUUUCUAUGGAAACUUGAAGGACCUGCUGGAUUUGUAAAUAACAAGUGCAUUGUAGUACAUCCCGUGCUUGUAAAUGUCUCGUCCUAAAUGCGUUCUGUUUAAUUUAACCUUGUCUGUGUGUGUGUGUGUGUGUGUGUGUGUGUGUGUGUGUGUGUGUGUGUGUGUGUGUGUGUUUUGGGGGGGGUGUCAUUGACCAAAUUCUCUAUGUUUUCCUGCUGAGAUGUGGCAGGCAGAUACGAUUCAGAGGCCAAGCACACUGAACGAAGAGGUUUAGCCCAUGUCCACACCACCUGGUCUGAGCCUCUCAUUAAUACACACGCCAACCACACACAUGCACAUCAAGGUCUCAGUGUAAUCCUCGCACGUCUACGAACCCACAAUACAUAUCCGUCUGCCUGCCAUUCUGACAGGGUGACGCUCUUAACCUGCCACACUGGAUAUGAGCUCCUCUUAAACACUGAUCCAUGACCAAUGUAGUCUGCUUAAUAACCAUCAAUGCUUUUUUAAACCCAAACCAAAUCUACUAAAAGAUCAGUGGCUUAAGGGAAGCUUUCCUUCUUCUCCUCCUCUGAUGUAGGAAGGGGUGUCAUGGAAACACAGCUGUCAUUGCUCCUAUGCAGAUGAAAUAGGAUUGCGUGUAUUUAACAAAGCCAGGUUUCCAACACUUCAUACGACUCGCUACUUGCUUUUUGUCGUUCUUUUCUUGUCCUUUCUUUUGUUUUUUUAGACAUUCUAUUCAUUCCAUGGCUAAAACUUGAUGUUGUGAAAAUGUGAAUACUGAAUUAACUCUCUGUGAGGGAGUAAUGUAGCUUUUAACAGUAAAGAACCUCUUCAUGGCUGUCUGGGAUUGUCUGAAAUCAUAGAGAUCUAAAUAGCAUGGAAACAAAUGUUAAAAAAAAUAACUAUUAUAGAAGUAAUUAUUUUGAAAUAAAACCAAUACUACAAACAGUCGA
This is a messenger RNA of Silurus meridionalis, 2906 nucleotides long. RefSeq names its product kazrin-A-like. The transcript is spliced from 9 exons. NCBI's taxonomy places the organism in Eukaryota, Metazoa, Chordata, Actinopteri, Siluriformes, Siluridae. The coding region runs from base 300 to 1688 and encodes 462 amino acids. The record is from RefSeq and is a predicted model, not a curated record.